AGUGAGUAGGUUGGAAAUGCAACGCUUUCAAGAGUUAUCCCUCAGAUCUCUGGCAAAUAUGCACCACCACGACAAAAGGGUUUGGAGAAGGAUCAAGAGACUGGAACAGAACAUUCGACUUGUGGCUCACGCGGUUGUACUGUCCCAAAUCGAAGAAUCUAAAAGUAGAGUCUUGAUUAAGAAGAUCAACCAGGAAUUGCAGGCUCUUAAAGGCGCAGUUAAGAACAGCUACAUAUGGCAUAAUGUACAACUACUAGGGGGUUUUCAUGGAAGUGGAUACAAUUUGACCACUGAUAAGGAUCACAUGCACAAAACGCUUAUAACAUACAUCAGAGAACUGAAUGAAGCAAACAUCGAUAGGUAUCGAAAGAUGAGCCAGAGAAUGAACAAGUUCCUUCUAAAGACACUACAAGGCGUUUCAAAAAUAGAGAAGAGGAGAAAAUGGCUUGCACGGAACAGGAUAGAGACGAUGAAACAAGUCCUGAAGAGUUCCCUCAUGUCUCUGUCCGUGUGGACUCGUCAUGUGAAGGAGGUGGUCAAAAGCUUGAACGAAAGAAUAGACAGCUUGACACAGAAAACCCAAAAACUGUCAGAGGGAAGCAAAUUAGCGAAACUGGAUAGCCAUCAUUUGAAGGAAAAGAUACACGAGGUGAACAAGAAAGAGGAGAAAUUGGCUGGAUCGCUGAAAAAUUUAGAGGAAACAAACAUCAAGAGUGCUGUUCAAUUACAAAAAGAUUUACACAAUCAACUGAAAAAGACCAUAGGCAGACAAAGUAACAAAUUACAGAGGAAGACGGAAAAGAAGAUACAAAAUGCCAUUACUUCAGCCCAAGAGGUUGACAAAAAAUUGGAAAAAAUGAAGCAAACUGAGGCAAAGAAAUUAAAAGAAACUAGAACGAAGAUAGAAAACAAAGUGAAAGCGGCAGUGAAAAAAGUAUCACAAAAUGUAGCCAGGGACCAAUUAUUGGCCGCUAAAAAUGCAAAAGAAAUGCAACUCCAGAAAAAGAAAAUCAGGGAAGCACUGAAAAAACUCACAUCUCUAGGAAAUGUACAGUUUUCGAAACUGAAAGAAAACGUUGAGGCUAUAAUGAAUGAGAAAACUGGCAAUGUAGACAAAGAUUUGACGAGAAAACUCACCAAGAUUAAAGAUGCGGUGAGGAAAACGUUACAUUCCGUGUCUUCAACAAAAAAGAAAGACCAUAAACAGUUAAGGAAACUAAGAACGCAGUUCAGCGAAUUUCUGAAUGGAGUAAUAGAUAUAGAAGAGCAAAGAAAAGUGGAAGACAAGAAAAACGCAAAAGAAGCAAAAAGAAAGAAAAAGCAGGAAGUAAGAAGAGUAUUGGCAGCAACAACAAGAAAGGUUGAAAAAAUGCAACAACGUAUGAACAAAGAGAAUCAACGGAAAAUCGGCAGAUUGGAAAAAAAGCUAGAAAAAGCAGAAGAUAAGAUAAAGAAGGGCGUUUCUGCUACAAAAAGUAAAGAAAAAAUGGUUUUAAAGAAAUUAUCAAAAAAUGAUGCAAAGAACCAGAUAUUGGCAGUCCAAAAUGAAGAACUGCAACGCCAGAAGAAGAAAAUCAGAGAAGCACUGAAAAAACUCACAGCUCUAGGAAAUGUACAGUUUUCAAAGUUGAAAGAAAAUGUAGAAGCUAUUAUGAAUGAAAAAUCUGGCGACGUAGAACAAGUUUUGACUGGAAAAUUCUCAAAAAUUAAAGAUGCAGUGAGGAAGACUUUAGAUUCCGUGUCUUCAACCAAGAAGAAAGACCAUAAACAGAUAAAGAAACUUAGGAUGCAGUUCGGUGAAUUUCUGAAUGGGGUAAAAGAUAUAGAAGAACAGAAAAAGAAGGCCGAGGUCAAAAUCGCCCAGAAAGCUGAACGAAAUAGAAACAAGAAAGUGAGCAAAGUAUUGGCAGCAGCUACAAAAAGGGUUGAAAAAUUACAACAACGUAUGAAUGAAAAGAAUCAACGAAGAAUGGAUAAACUGAAGAAAGAGCUUGUAACAGAAGAGAGGGAAAUAAAAAAAGAGAUUUCUGCUCAAAAAAGAAAAGAGAAAAAGAAAAUCAAAGAAAAUCGGUUGAUUCAGAGAAAAAUGGACGAACUUAAACAGAGAAUCAUUGAAAGAAACAGAGCGACGAAACAAAAAGAAAAGGAGGCAAAUAAAAAGGUACAACGGAUUGCAAAUCAACUCUCAAAGGUAGAGGCACAGAAGGCGCGCACAAAAUUGGAAAAUCAAAGAGAAGAACAAGAAAAGGCGAAACUGAAGGAAAGAAUCAAUAAAAUUAAAAAGAAAACAAAGAAUAUGGCCAUCAUAGCACGCAAAAGAAAAGAGAAUCUAAAGAAAAAGCUUGAAAAAACGAAAAUUGAGAUGAAAGCAAAGAUUGCAGAAAAAAGCAGAACAGAUAAAAUGAAAAUGAAACAAAUUCAAGAAAAACAAAGAAGAGAAAAGGAAAAAUUGAAAGCUUUUAGACAGAAAAUACAGAAGAAAAACGAAUUGGCACAACACCAAGAAAGAGAAGCAAUUAAAAAGAUCCAACAACUUCAAAACCGACUCUCGAGGUUGUCAGCACAGAAGACUAGUUCCAGAUCGGAAUACCAGAAAAAUGAAGAACAAAAAGCAAAAUUAAUAGCACAAAUUACCAGGAUGAAAAAGAAGACUAAGAAAUUUAAAGAUUCAGCAAACAAAAGAAACAAGAAACUACAGAAAAAGCUUGAAAAUACUAAAAUCGAGAUGAAAGCAAAGAUUGCAGAAAAAAGCAGAAAAGAUAAAAAGAAAAUGAAACAAAUUCAAGAAAAACAAAGGAGAGAGAAGAAAAAAUUGAAAGCUUUUAGACAGAAAAUACAGAAGAAAAACGAACUGGCACAGCGCCAAGAAAAAGAAGCAAUUAAAAAGAUCCAACAACUUCAAAACCGACUCUCGAGGUUGUCAGCACAGAAGACUAGUUCCAGAUCGGAAUACCAGAAAAAUGAAGAACAAAAAGCAAAAUUAAUAGCACAAAUUACCAGGAUGAAAAAGAAGACUAAGAAAUUUAAAGAUUCAGCAAACAAAAGAAACAAGAAACUACAGAAAAAGCUUGAAAAUACUAAAAUCGAGGUGAAAGCAAAGAUUGCAGAAAAAAGCAGAAAAGAUAAAAAGAAAAUGAAACAAAUUCAAGAAAAACAAAGGAGAGAGAAGAAAAAAUUGAAAGCUUUUAGACAGAAAAUACAGAAGAAAAACGAACUGGCACAGCGCCAAGAAAAAGAAGCAAUUAAAAAGAUCCAACAACUUCAAAACCGACUCUCGAGGUUGUCAGCACAGAAGACUAGUUCCAGAUCGGAAUACCAGAAAAAUGAAGAACAAAAAGCAAAAUUAAUAGCACAAAUUACCAGGAUGAAAAAGAAGACUAAGAAAUUUAAAGAUUCAGCAAACAAAAGAAACAAGAAACUACAGAAAAAGAUAAAGAAAGUAGAUAAAAAUAUGAAGAAAAUUACAAAAAUUAAAAACGAACUCAUAAAAAAAGAAGAAAAAAUGAAACAAGCUGAAAAUAGAACAAAAGAAAAAAUAAGACGGAUAAUGGCGCGUUUAAAGGGCAGUAAACAGAAAGAAGCCAAAAGACAGAGAGAAAAAUUUAAAACUCGCCGUAAAAUGAAAGUGGUGCCAAAAACUGAAAAGCAUGGGAAAAUUCCAGAAAAUGCUGCCAAAAUUCCCUUUCCAAAGGUACAAAAGGCUGAAACAAAAGACAAAUUUAAAACCGGUCGGAAAAAAGAAGAGACUCUAAGCAAAACGCAGCAGGAAGAGAAAAAGCAUCGACACAAAAUGAAAAUUAUGCCGGAAUCUGGAAAACACAGAAAAAUUACAGAGAAAGUUACAAAGGUCCCUUUUCAAAAGAAAGAUGAAAAAGAACAAAAAGCUGGAAUAAAAGAACAGCAAGAAGAAAAACAAAGUAGACACAAAAUGAAAAUAAAGCCAGAAACUGUAAAGCAUCGAAAAAUUUCAGAGAAUGCAGCAGAGGUUCCUUUUCCAAAGAAAGGAACCAAAGAAGAAGGGAAAACUACUCCCCACAAAAAAAUGAAAGGAACCAAAGAAGAGAGGAAACCACAGUCUUUUCGCCACAAAAAAAUUAAAGUGAUGCCAAAGACUAAAAAGCACCGUAAAUUAUCAAAGAACGCAGCAAAAAUUUUCUUCUUAAAGAGAAAAGAGAUAUUAAAACAACUUGAAGAGAACAGUAAGAAAUACAAAAGUGCUAAACAAAAGCUCUUGGAAACAAAGAAAAAGAUACAGGAUAAAAGAAAAGAAAAGAAAGAUUUGGCGUUACUUCCAGCUAAAUCUGUGAAGGAUAAGAAAUUGAUCAAUAAACGCAAAAAAGAGAUUGAUCAAAAAAUUAAAAAAUACGUAAGAAUCUGUCGUGUGUCGGUGAAGGAGAUGAGAAGAUGGCGGAAAAGGCAAAGAAGACUGCAAAGGAAAAAUCGUUAUGAUUUGGUGUUUUCAAAGAAUGGGAAAGAAAAGGAGAGAAGAAAACACCAGAAACAUCGUUUCGUGGUUAAAAUACUACCAAAGACAACAGGACAUAGACAUGUAAAAGGUGGCGCAGCCAAAGUUCCUUUUUCAAAGAGAAAAGAAAUUUCUAAAAAGCUCGAAGAAAACAGAGAGAAAUACAACAAAGCCAAGCAGAAAAUUAUAGAAACAAAGAAAAAGAUCCAAACGAAACUUAAAGAGAAAAAAGAACUUAUGCUGCUUCCAACCAAAACAAUACAGGAAAAGAAAUCCAUUAAUAAGCUAACCCGACAACUAAAGACGCUUCUGCGAAUUUGUCGCAUCUCUCGUAAAGAGAUGAAAAGAAGACGAGAAAGGAGAAGAAGAUUACAAGAAAAGUAUCGGAGGGAAUGGGUUCAAAAGCAAGGAAAAAGAAAUCGGAAACACCGUAUUAUGAAAAUUAUUCCAGGAUCAGGACGAGAAAGAUAUGUUCCCAGAGGUGUUGGUAAAAUUUCCUUUUCAAAGAGAAAAGAACUUUCGGAAAAGCUAAAAGACAACAAAACGAAAUACCAACAAGCGAAACAAAAACUCUUGAAAACAAAGAAAGAGCUACGGGCAAAAAUCAAAGAAAAGAAAGAACUGUCGUUGCUACCAGCUAAAACAUUGAAGGAGAAGAAAUUGAUUCAGAAACGCAAAGAAAAGUUAAAACAAAAAAUUAAAAAGUACCGAAGAAUCUGCCGUAUUUCCGUGAAGGAGCUGAGAAGAAGUCGAGAAAGGAGAAGAAGACUGCAAGAAAAGUAUCGAAGGGAAAAAGUUAUAACUAAACGUAGAAGAUAUCCAAAAAAACAUACAAUGAAAAUAAUCCCAGGAGCUGGGAGAAAACCAUAUGUUCCCAGAGGAGGGGUCAAAAUUUCCUUUGCAAAGAACAAAGAGAUUCUCGAGAAGCUCAAAGAUAAUAAAAAGAAAUACAAGCAAGCAAAGCAAAAACUUUUAAAAACAAAGGAAAAGUUACGGGCAAAAAUCAAAGAGAAGAAAGAACUGUCGUUGAUUCCAGCUAAAACAUUGAGGAAGAAGAAAUUGAUUCAGAAACGCAAAGACAAACUUCAACAAAAAAUUAAAAAGUACCGAAGAAUCUGCCGUAUUUCCGUGAAAGAGCUGAGAAGAAGUCGAGAAAGGAGAAGAAGACUGCAAGAAAAGUAUCGAAGGGAAAAAGUUAUAACUAAACGUAGAAGAUAUCCAAAAAAACAUACAAUGAAAAUAAUCCCAGGAGCUGGGAGAAAACCAUAUGUUCCCAGAGGAGGGGUCAAAAUUUCCUUUGCAAAGACCAAAGAGAUUCUCGAGAAGCUUAAAGAUAACAAAAAGAAAUACAAGCAAGCAAAGCAAAAACUUUUAGAAACAAAGGAAAAGUUACGGGCAAAAAUCAAAGAGAAGAAAGAACUGUCGUUGAUUCCAGCUAAAACAUUGAAGAAGAAGAAAUUGAUUCAGAAACGCAAAGACAAACUUCAACAAAAAAUUAAAAAGUACCGAAGAAUCUGCCGUAUUUCCGUGAAAGAGCUGAGAAGAAGUCGAGAACGGAGAAGAAGACUGCAAGAAAAGUAUCGAAGGGAAAAAGUUAUAACUAAACGUAGAAGAUAUCCAAAAAAACAUACAAUGAAAAUAAUCCCAGGACUUGGGGGAAAACGAUAUGUUCCCAGAGGAGGGGUCAAAAUUUCCUUUGCAAAGACCAAAGAGAUUCUCGAGAAGCUUAAAGAUAACAAAAAGAAAUACAAGCAAGCAAAGCAAAAACUUUUAGAAACAAAGGAAAAGUUACGGGCAAAAAUCAAAGAGAAGAAAGAACUGUCGUUGAUUCCAGCUAAAACAUUGAAGAAGAAGAAAUUGAUUCAGAAACGCAAAGACAAACUUCAACAAAAAAUUAAAAAGUACCGAAGAAUCUGCCGUAUUUCCGUGAAAGAGCUGAGAAGAAGUCGAGAAAGGAAAAGAAGAUUACAAGAAAAAUAUUUACCUCAGAAGACAAAACAGAAUAAAAGGAAAUCAAUGAGGAUAGUGCCAUCUAAUAAAAAGACCAGAAAGCUCACAAAAGGGACUAUGAAAAUCAUGUUUAAAAGAAGGAACCCAAGUAAAACCGCGUAAGAAAUUUCAUCGCAGUGAUCUGAUACUGAAGUAUAUACGAAAGACUCAUACAUAUGAAUAUUUACUUUAUGACAACUGGGCGGCAAAGAAAAAUUCCUUCUAGCUUGCAAGAAAUAUAAGCUUCGCUGGCAAGGAAAAUCAUCGAUCAAAAAGCUGACAAACAUUGUGAGAGAGAAAGGACAGCUAACAUUGCCGAGAGUGACUGUUGACAACGCGUAAAUUAUGUGGUCUGUGAUAUUAUUGAAUUAGAAACCAUUAUUCCUUUUUCUUUUAACUACUUUCCAUUUCAGACAUUUUAAUGGAAAUAAAAUGUAGACUUUGUUGUAGGUUAUAGAAAAAAUCUUUCCUUUCCUUCAAAAAGUUUAAAAAUUACUUUAAAAAUGUACAUAUUACGUACCUGUAAGUUGAUAAAGUACUUUAUUCCUGAUCAUAUGCUACUGAAAAUUAUUAUCCUGUACUUCUGUCAUAAGAAUAUUCUAUAGCUGAUUCUCAAACUGAUCUUGUUAUUUUGUGCCAUUAAAAGCUAUUAUAAAAUGUAAAGCAUAUUUAUUUUCAAUGCCAUUGCCAUGGUUCUGUGAGUGAUCAUCUGUCUUAUUUAAGAAUUUGUCCAAUUUUUUUUACGUAAAUAUAAGCUGGUUUUGUGCUCAUUCAAAUCAUUUUUCUGGAAAUCUAUCACUCAAAUAUUAACAUGGUUAAUCAAAAGCCUAACCAAUUUAGGUGGUAUGGAACAUCUGUUGAUAUCAAUGUGGAUUAAAAUAUAUUAUAAUUAAAAUAUCUUUGACGGUUGAGAAUUUUCAAAAUUUACAAUAUUUUACCAAAAAUGCGUUUUAAUUUUUUUUUGAAAUGGUAAGAUUUUAAAAGUAAGAUUCAAACUCGUGACUUACAGAAUCGUAGUGUACCUUCUAACCAUCCCCCUUUAACCUACUGCAUAACGCUUUUAGUUAACAAUUUUGGUAAAGAAACUAUAUAAAAAAUGAAACUUGAUUUACUGUUUAUUUUGAUGGAUAGUUC
Messenger RNA from Magallana angulata, 7588 nucleotides. Its product is annotated as trichohyalin-like. The record is from RefSeq and is a predicted model, not a curated record. The transcript is spliced from 80 exons. Bases 17 to 6577 code for a protein of 2186 amino acids. Lineage: Eukaryota; Metazoa; Mollusca; Bivalvia; Ostreida; Ostreidae.